Molecule: messenger RNA, 5117 nt
Organism: Suncus etruscus (white-toothed pygmy shrew)
Lineage: Eukaryota; Metazoa; Chordata; Mammalia; Eulipotyphla; Soricidae
Gene: IGSF3
Product: immunoglobulin superfamily member 3
Exons: 10
Coding region: 1184-4765 (1193 amino acids)
Source: RefSeq, a predicted model, not a curated record
AGGCGGCUGGAGAGCUGGGGAGAGGCCUGGGAGAGGUUUGGAGCUGCCAGGGGGGACCUCGGGGGUGGAGAGGCGAGUCCCGGGAAGCCAGGGCGCACAGGGCUGUUCUAGAUCUAGCUCUGGGGUCGGGCCCUACACCUCUCUCCAAGCCGAUCGGGGAGCAGAAAAGGGGAGCCCGGGCUUCCUCCAGCCUCCCGGGUCGGCUCCGGGUCCAGAGACACCCGAGAAAGGGGAACAAUAGCCGUGCCACCUGGGACGCACCGUGCGCACCGUUGCGCUGCGCUCUUAGGUUCUGGGGUGCAGCCGGGAGUGGCUACCCCACCUCGGAGGACCUCGGGAACCCCUGCCCAGGGUGAUCCGGACCUGGGUGGGGCUCCCCGGCUCGGUAGGAAGCUCAGGGAAUGGCCAGGAGUGGAACUUGGGGGGCCAAGACUUGCAGGAACCGUUGCGCGUCCCUUGGGGCAGAUGCGCCCUGAGCGCAAAAGGGGACCCUCAGGUGCCUUGGUUGGACUCACCUGCCACGUUUGUUCCAGAGCCGCCAGGCCGGCUGCAACGAUUUUUAGGGGGGGCUGCCCACCUGGCAAGACCGGUUCCAGAGCAAAUCCUAUGUAGGUGACCCCCACCCCCACCCCAAACCCCUCUGCCCAUCAUGCACGGAGGAGAAGGACUUUUGGAUAAAGGCACGCCCGCAUGGAUGGAUGGAUGCCAGCCUACUGCUUGGGGAGUGCUCAAAGGUUCUCCCAAAACCUGCCUUGAGGAAACCGAAUGAGGAGGAAUGACAGACACCUUGACUGGCAAAGCCAAGGACAUUUCUGUAUAAUCAGUGGAUGAAAGGAUUUUUUUUCUCUCUCUCCCCUCACUCUCUUCCUCCCGCUUUUCCUGGAGGAUUAAUCGAACGCUCGCCGUCUCCAAUUCCAAGCAGAGGAUGGGACCCAAGCUCAAAACACCUCCAACAAUGCUUCAGGACUUUCCUACAGCCUAGGGGACUUCAAACUCUGUCCCCCCACCUCCCAGCCGCUCUGCCUCCUAGCUCCACUCUUUCUUCUACCAGCUCUCCUUUGCUGAACUCAUUUCCAUUUCCCCAAAAAACGGUGCUUGGAGCCACCCUUGGAUGGAAGAAAUGAGAGCUUAAGUGCUGGGACAGGAGGAAGUCUCUUUGGGGGUCUUUCUGUCCACUGCCGACAUGAAGGGCGUCCUCCCUGUGUUGAGCUGUUUGGCUGUACUGGGUGCUGUGUCAGCUCAGAGGCAGGUGGCUGUCCAGGAGGGACCUUUGUACCGCACAGAGGGGUCCCACAUCACCAUCUGGUGUAAUGUGAGUGGUUUCCAGGGCCCUUCUGAGCAGAAUUUCCAGUGGUCCAUCUACCUGCCCUCGGCCCCAGAGCGAGAAGUCCAGAUCGUCAGCACCGUGGACUCUUCCUUCCCCUAUGCCAUCUACACACAACGGGUCCGAGGAGGCAAGAUCUAUGUGGAACGCAUCCAGGGCAAUGCAGCAUUGCUGCACAUCACAGAUCUUCAGGCCCGCGAUGCUGGAGAAUAUGAAUGUCACACGCCCAGCACCGAUGAUCAGUAUUUUGGGAGUUACAGUGCCAAGAUGAACCUCGUGGUGAUCCCUGACACUCUACAGGCGACUGCUGUGCCCCAGACGUUGCACAAAGUGGAACAGGACCCUCUGGAGUUGACGUGUGAGGUGUCCACGGAGACUGCCCAGCACAGCCACCUGUCCGUGGCUUGGCUCCGACAGAAAGGCAGUGAGAAGCCAGUGGAGGUCAUCUCCCUGAUCCGGGACUUUGUGCUACACUCCAGCAGUGAAUAUGCUCAGAGGCAGAGUCUGGGUGAGGUGCGACUGGACAAGUUGGGGAGCACCACCUUCCGCCUCACCAUCUUCCACCUGCAGCCCUCUGACCAGGGUGAAUUCUACUGUGAAGCCUCUGAGUGGAUCCAAGAUCCAGAUGGCUCCUGGUAUGCCAUGACCCGGAAGCGAUCCGAGGGAACCGUGGUCAACAUCCAGCCCACCGACAAGGAGUUCACUGUGCGUCUGGAAACGGAGAAGCGACUGUACACCAUGGGGGAACCCGUAGAGUUCAGGUGCAUCCUAGAGGCCCAGAAUGUCCCAGAUCGCUACUUCGCUGUCUCCUGGGCCUUCAACAGCUCAUUGAUCGCCAGCAUGGGGCCCAAUGCCGUGCCCGUCCUCAACAGUGAAUUUGCCCAUCGGGAGGCCAGGGGCCAGCUGAAAGUGGCCAAAGAGAGCGACAAUGUCUUUGUGCUGAAGAUUUAUCACCUCCGCCAGGAAGACAGUGGGAAGUACAACUGUCGGGUGACAGAGCGAGAGAAGACGGUCACAGGCGAAUUCAUCGACAAGGAGAGCAAGCGACCCAAGAACAUCCCCAUUAUUGUGCUGCCUAUCAAGAGUAGCAUCUCGGUGGAGGUGGCCAGCAACGCUAGCGUCAUCCUGGAAGGAGAGAACCUCCACUUCUCCUGCAGCAUCCGCACGGUGGGCCGACCCCAAGGCCGCUUCUCUGUCAUCUGGCAGCUGGUGGACAGGCAGAACCGCCGUAGCAAUAUCCUAUGGCUGGACCGCGAAGGCUCGGUGCAAUAUGGCACCAACUAUUGGGAGCGCAGCCAUUUUGGGGGCGUGCAGAUGGAGCAGUUGCAACCCAACUUCUUCACCCUCAGCAUCUUCAACAGCAGGAAGGAAGAUGAGGGGCAGUACGAGUGCCACGUAACUGAGUGGGUGAGAGCUGUGGAUGGAGAGUGGCAAAUCGUGGGGGAGCGCCGGGCCAGCACCCCUGUUUCCAUCACAGCUCUGGAAACAGGUUUUGCAGUGACAGCCAUCUCCCGGACACCAGGGGUGACCUACAGCGACUCCUUCGACUUACAGUGCAUCCUCAAACCCCAUUUUCCAGUGAGGGUACCUGUGUCAGUAACAUGGCGCUUCCAACCAGUGGGCACCGUGGAGUUCCACGACCUGGUGACCUUCACCCGGGAUGGAGGCGUGCAGUGGGGGGACCGAUCCUCCAGUUUCCGGACCCGGACAGCCAUCGAGAAAGCAGAAUCCAGCAAUAAUGUGCGUCUGAGCAUCAGUCGGGCUAGUGACACGGAGGCGGGCAAGUACCAGUGCCUGGCAGAGCUGUGGCGAAGGAACUACAACCACACCUGGGUGCGGCUGGCAGAGCGCACCUCCAACCUGCUGGAGAUCAGGGUACUUCAGCCAGUGACCAAGCUGCAAGUGAGCAAGUCCAAAAGAGCUCUGGCCUUGGUGGAGAAUAGGCCCAUCCAGUUGAACUGUUCUGUCAAGUCACAGACCAGCCCGAACUCCCACUUUGCGGUGCUUUGGUAUGUACACAAACCCUCGGAUGCAGAUGGAAAGCUUAUCCUUAAGACCACGCACAACUCUGCCUUCGAAUAUGGCACCUACGCUGAGGAGGAGGGCCUGCGAGCCCGCCUGCAGUUUGAGAGACAUGCCUAUGGCGGCCUCUUCAGCCUCACUGUCCAGCGGGCAGAAGUCAGUGACAGUGGCAGCUACUAUUGCCAUGUGGAAGAAUGGCUGCUGAGCCCCAACUACGCCUGGUACAAGCUGGCAGAGGAAGUUUCUGGACGCACAGAAGUUACCGUGAAGCAGCCAGACAGUCGCCUGAAGCUCAGCCAAGCCCAGGGGAACCUGUCGGUUCUGGAGACGCAGCAAGUGCAGCUGGAAUGUGUGGUCCUGAAUCGCACCAGUGCAACCUCACAACUCCUGGUGGAGUGGUUCGUGUGGAAACCCAACCACCCAGAGCGGGAGACAGUGGCCCGCGUGGGCCGGGAUGGUACCUUCCACUAUGGGGAGCAGGCAGCCAAGAAUAAUCUGAAAGGACGGCUGCAUUCUGAGAGCCCUGCGCCCGGUGCCUUCCGCCUUUUCAUCCAGAAUGUGGCAGUUCAGGACUCUGGCACUUACAGCUGUCGAGUGGAGGAAUGGCUGCCCAGCCCUAGUGGCGUGUGGUAUAAGAGGGCAGAGGAAACCGCUGGACAAACAAUGGUUAGCGCUAUGCGACCAGAUGCUACUCUUCAGGUGGACACCGUGGUCGCCAACGCCACUGUGUCCGAGAAGUCAACCUUCCAGCUCGACUGCAGCAUUGUGUCCCGCUCCAGCCAGGAUUCCCACUUUGCUGUGACCUGGUACUCCUUGAGGACUAAAGCUGGAGGGAAGAAGGGUAGCCCUGCCCUAGAAGAAGAGGAGAUGGUUGAGGAAGAAGAGGAGAAUGAUGUGGAAGAAGACCAUGAACCUACAGAGCGCACAGCCCUGCUACAUGUGGGCCCAGACUCUGUGUUUGGGGCCGAGGGCAGCCCUUGGGAGGGUCGGCUGCGUUUCCAGAAGUUGUCCCCACUGCUGUACCGCCUCACAGUGCUGCAAGCCAGUCCCCAGGACACAGGCAACUACUCCUGUCGAGUAGAAGAGUGGUUACCUAGCCCGCAAAAAGAGUUGUAUCGGCUCACCGAAGAAGAGUCGGCUCCCAUCAGCAUCCGAGUUCUGGAUACAAGUUCGAGCCUGCAGUCCAUCAUAUGCUCCAACGACGCCCUCUUCUACUUUGUCUUUUUCUACCCCUUCCCCAUCUUUGGCAUCCUCAUCAUCACAAUCCUGCUAGUGCGCUUCAAGAGCCGUGGCUCCAGCAAGAACUCAGAAGGGAAGAACGGGGUGCCCCUGCUGUGGAUCAAAGAGCCCCAUCUCAACUACUCCCCCACCUGCCUGGAGCCCCCGGUGCUCAGCAUCCACCCAGGAGCCAUUGACUAAGGGGUUCUGGAGGAGCUGAGGCUCCCCUUUGCUGCCGCUAGCGGUGUUGGGAACAUGGAUGGAACCCACACUGGCAUACUUCAGCCGAGAACCCUCAUACUGGCCCCAGAAGUAUUUCCAUGAGGAGUCCCCAUGAGGAGCAGAUAUGGGCCACCAUUUGGGGGUGGGCUCUGUCUCACAGUUGUCCCUCCUGCAGAAUUCAGUUUCUCGGGGAUUUUGGGGGGUUCUGUUUUGUUUUGAAUAUUGUAGUGAGUAGGUCCCGUGUCACAUCUACUCACUGGUUUCUAUAGUAUUGUCUGAUAGAUGUUACAGAGGUUCCACAUCUUCAUGUUGGACGUCUCUUUCCAUGCAA